Felis catus (domestic cat) is the source of this 1618-nucleotide messenger RNA. It is a transcript of the gene ST6GALNAC4, whose product is annotated as ST6 N-acetylgalactosaminide alpha-2,6-sialyltransferase 4. Gene Ontology annotation, molecular function: alpha-N-acetylgalactosaminide alpha-2,6-sialyltransferase activity. The record is from RefSeq and is a predicted model, not a curated record. Gene Ontology annotation, biological process: oligosaccharide metabolic process; ganglioside biosynthetic process. NCBI's taxonomy places the organism in Eukaryota, Metazoa, Chordata, Mammalia, Carnivora, Felidae. The coding region runs from base 216 to 1124 and encodes 302 amino acids. The transcript has 6 exons.
UUCCAGUCUCCAGAAGCCGCGGCCGCGGUGCCGCCUCCGCCCCGGGGCUCAGGCUUCCAGCCCGGCCCGCCCGGUUUGCGGGCCAUGGAGCUCCGAGCAGUGGAUCGAGAACAGCCGGAGCGUCCCAGCCUACCCGUCUGGUGCCUGGCUGCCACCCCUUCCCAGCCUGAGCCCUGGAGACAGCAGCCCCCAGGCUGCUGAGCAGCGGCAACAGCAUGAAGGCUCCGGGUCGGCUCCUGCUUGUCAUCCUGUGCUCCUCGGGCUUCUCAGCUGCCUACAUCCUGCUGUGCUGCUGGGCCUGCCUGUCCUUCUGCCUGGCCCCCUGCCUGGACCCCCACCCGUCCACCAACUCCAGGCCCACUGUGCCAGGGCCCCUGCACUUCAGCGGAUAUAGCAGCGUGCCAGAUGGGAAGCCACUGGUCCGGGAACCAUGCCGUAGCUGUGCCGUGGUGUCCAGCUCCGGCCAGAUGCUGGGCUCGGGCCUGGGCGCGGAGAUCGACAGUGCCGAGUGCGUGUUGCGCAUGAACCAGGCACCCACCGUGGGCUUUGAGGCGGACGUGGGCCGGCGCAGCACCCUGCGCGUGGUCUCGCACACGAGUGUGCCCCUGCUGCUGCGCAACUACUCCCACUACUUCCAGCACGCCCGUGACACGCUCUACGUGGUGUGGGGCCAGGGCAGGCACAUGGACCGGGCGCUGGGCGGCCGUACCUACCGCACACUGCUACAGCUCACGAAGAUGUACCCGGGCCUGCAGGUCUACACCUUCACGGAGCGCAUGAUGGCCUACUGCGACCAGGUCUUCCAGGACGAGACGGGCAAGAACCGGAGACAGUCCGGCUCCUUCCUCAGCACCGGCUGGUUCACCAUGAUCCUUGCCCUGGAGCUGUGCGAGGAGAUCGUGGUCUACGGAAUGGUCAGCGACAGCUACUGCAGGGAGGAGAGCCACCCCUCGGUGCCUUACCACUACUUUGAGAAGGGCCGGCUGGACGAAUGUCAGAUGUACCUGGCCCACGAGCGGGCGCCCCGCAGCGCCCACCGCUUCAUCACUGAGAAGGCCGUGUUCUCCCGCUGGGCCAAGAAGAGGCCCAUUGUGUUUGCCCACCCAUCGUGGAGGACCCAGUAGCCCCAUCGCCUAGCCAGCCACAAGGCCCUCACCGGGCCUCUGUUCCACACUCCACCGGAAACAUUUAAUUUAUGGAUCCUGUCUCCUGCCACAUGCCUAGUGGACCUAAGGUCCCUUCUGGCCCUACCCUGGGGACACUUGGAGCCAUCUUAGGCCUCCCGACUUGAGGGGGAGAAGAGGAGGACUGUGGUGACCUUUGCAGCCCUUCCCUGCACCCCACUUUCUGAGUAAUCCAAAUCUUCAUUUUGGGGUUCACCCCCCCUCUGGGUCUGUCCAGUGGCCUUUGCCCCCGGGGCUGAUGGCCCCUCAACUCACCAGCAUUGUGAUCUUCGAUCUUUCAACAGCCCUGGUCCUUCUUCACUGUCCCCCCUCCACCUGCCUUUGGUGCCACAUUUCCCAGGCUGGAGCUUGGGGUUCGUUGGGCGAAGGGGCCUUUGAACUGUGACUGCCAGGGCCACCUCUGGAGUGUACGGGUAAACAUGUGUUUUCUGGAA